UGAGGAGGAGGAGGUGACAGUGCCAUUUGCCUCUGGGGCACCCAUAAACCUGUAGAAGGAGGCAGAGAGAGGGAGAGGGAGAGAGAGAGAGAGAAAGAGGGAGGAGAAAGAGAGAGAGAGAACACCAUUCCUCAAAGGUGACUGUGUGCCAUGUGACUUCAGGAGCUUUUAAAAGCAGGCCAACCUGUCCUGUUCAGGUACAAGUAAUCACAAAGCACCAGAGGUGUCAGAGGUGGAGAAUACCUGGGCUGUCGGCACAGCAGCAAACACCGACAGCCCCGCAGAGACCAACACUCAGGGAGGGAUUCGAGGCUGCGACUGUGUUCACUGCGACUCAGACUUCGAGCCUUCCAGAACAAUGAGCUGCAGCAGCGUUGCAGGUUCAGAAUUCUCCGAGGAAGAGCUGGAGCUUGGGGUCCUGGGUGAAGGAGAAGAUGAGAGAAGUCCCAAGGGGUCAUUCCAAGACUCCGAGAGCUCCACCAGCAGCCCAAGUGACCCAGAGGAAGGCCAGACCAAGAAGCGUAAUCGACCGGUUCGCUCCAAAGCUCGACGGAUGGCGGCGAACGUCCGUGAGAGAAAACGAAUCAUGGACUACAACCAGGCCUUCAACGCCCUGCGUGUGGCUCUGAAUCAUGACCUCAGUGGCAAACGGCUCUCCAAAAUUGCCACACUGCAGAGGGCCAUAAACCGCAUCUCAGCUCUCUCUGUGUUCCUGAGCAGCCACCCUCCCACCAAACCCUGCACACACCGGGAGUGCAACAAGACCUCAGUGGGACCAGCAGCGUCAGGAACACCCCGUCCGGACCAGAGCAGGGUUUCGGUUCCUCGGUUGCAGCAUCACAGUUACAUCCCCUGGCACAACUCCAUCUCUCACCAGGUGCAGCCACAACCAGGACCUCAUGUGCACAGGCUGCCCACAGAAGCACACAUCUACAUGGACAACAGUGCAUCGUCGUGCCCCCCCUCACCACAUUAUCCUUGUUAUCCCACUGAGGGACAGCUUUAUGGACACUGCGGCAGCCCAGUCAACCACCCGCCCAGUCCCCUGCGAUACCCUCAGGUGGGUGAAGGCUUGGGGUACCAGUCGGGCAGGUGGGCCUCCUGCACACAGGGAUACAUGGACAGCUUUGCGGAGCCAGCUCCUGCUCUGGGGCUCCCGUGGCAGGUGAGCUACAAGCAGGAGCAGGAGCACGGCCUGUCUCUGUGCUCUGACGUACUGUAACAGAACAUGAACCACUGUGAAGACCUGAGAACUGCUCACAACAUCACUGGACCGGACACUGACCUCAGGGAGAAACAUGACGUCACUUCUCUGUACCUUCUGCUGUCGUGAUGGACUCAGUAUUAAGAGCAAAGAGGAAAGUGUAAAUGUAACUGACCGAAUAGAAAUGAAAGUGCAAUCAACAUGUGGACUGCAGAAUGUUGUACAUACAGAAAGAUGCAUUGUGACCCUGCAGUCCAAAACAGUAAACCUGAAUAAUGUUCUCUUCUCUGCUGUGAAUAACCCCUUCCAAAAUGUGUUCUUAUUGUGAACGCUUAUUCAACAGAUGCUGCUUUAUCAAAUAUGUACAAAGUACAACAUGACCGUGUCACCUGUUCUUAUGUUGUAUUUGGAAGUUUUGUAAAAAGUGAUUUUUUCCAAAAAAUGUGAGUGAGAAUUAAAGUCAAAGUUCAUCAUUUCUAAAUUAUUCGUAUUUAUUCUCUGGACAUCACCGAGUCUUGUAAAAAAAAUCAUGUGCAUCAAAACAAUUCAGAAUUAAAUCUUGACAAAUUAUGAUUCCUAAUGUCAUUUUUUACUUUCGUGACAAAACUAUUGAGUUCUGCAACGUUGUUAUAUGUGCGCCGGUGUUAGAAUGCAGCGCUGUGUGUGCACGUCUAUGUGUUUGAUUGUAGCCCCAGGUCAGUAGCUCCAGUCUCUGUGAGGAUGAGAUGACAGAGGUCUUCCACUCACUUGAAAAAUGUCCUUACAAGUCCAUUCUUGUCAUUGUUCUUAAAGGACACUUUAGGCACAAUUUACACUCAGUUAAACAAAAGCACGCAGCAACAGUUACAAUGGCGACAGCGGCAAAAGAUCACAAGAAAUGCAGAAUAAGUCAGUGAGCCAUGAAUUCUUUUGUGUUUCUGCAGAGAGGACGUGCAGUCAGGGUCAGGUAGAAGUCAGAAAUGCUCACAUUAUAUCAUCCCAUUCAAGUCAACAACAGCUUUCAAUCCUUUGCUGAGCAUCAAGUGAUGUGGAACAACUUUAAUAUUAGACUGUAAGAAUCAGCCCACCGACAGAUUUAUGUGGGUUCAGGAAGGAAGACUGUGCCCCGUCAUCAGAGCGGUGAAAUCCCCUGUCGACCUGCACCAGCCCGCAGGUGCAGCUGGGUGUGUGACAGGGGUUUUUUGAACAUCCUGGAGGUCUCGUGAUACCUGCUCCUGGAUCAGCUCCUGAGAAAAGCAAACUCAGGGACGAGCACUGCAGGCUGAGAGGUGCAGAAAUAAUUGGAGUGGUACAAGGAGAAAUUAGCAGGCAGGAAGGAAAGGGAAUGCAGGUAGAGAGAUGAAUGGACAGGAGGAGGAGGCGGAGAAGGAGGAGUGCACGAAUAGAAAGAGGAGGGCAGAGAUGUUUGACUAAAACAGGACAGUGACUCCUCUCUGAGCCUGUCGCUCAGCUUCUGCACAGACGUGAAUCACUGGAAAACUUUGACUCACGGGCGAAUGUGGCUAACUGCACUGAGUGACGGCAUGUCUCUCUCUCCUCCCUUUCUGGCACAAACACAGGUCUCCACUCACUACAGCCAGUUUAUCUACUCACCCCCAGACUGCAGUGAGUGAAAGUGGACUAAUAGUGUUGUACAGUCUAGGUUAUCUUUCUGUUGUUUCUG
Messenger RNA from Cynoglossus semilaevis (tongue sole), 2867 nucleotides. It is a transcript of the gene bhlha9, whose product is annotated as basic helix-loop-helix family, member a9. Gene Ontology annotation, cellular component: nucleus. The transcript has a single exon. Gene Ontology annotation, biological process: positive regulation of transcription by RNA polymerase II; sensory organ development; axon development. The record is from RefSeq and is a predicted model, not a curated record. The coding region runs from base 359 to 1222 and encodes 287 amino acids. Gene Ontology annotation, molecular function: DNA-binding transcription factor activity; protein dimerization activity; E-box binding. Lineage: Eukaryota; Metazoa; Chordata; Actinopteri; Pleuronectiformes; Cynoglossidae.